Micropterus dolomieu (smallmouth bass) is the source of this 5945-nucleotide messenger RNA. RefSeq names its product nectin cell adhesion molecule 1b (gene nectin1b). Gene Ontology annotation, biological process: protein localization to cell junction; homophilic cell-cell adhesion; heterophilic cell-cell adhesion. The record is from RefSeq and is a predicted model, not a curated record. NCBI's taxonomy places the organism in Eukaryota, Metazoa, Chordata, Actinopteri, Centrarchiformes, Centrarchidae. The coding region runs from base 800 to 2299 and encodes 499 amino acids. The transcript has 6 exons. Gene Ontology annotation, cellular component: adherens junction.
ACACACUGUGGUGGCAGAUCAGCGGGGCGGUACGCAUAGCAGGAUAAAGCUAAACUGUAUUAUCCAAAAAAGAACGAGCAAAGGGGGCCACAUCCCACCAUUUCCAGAGUUACAGCAACUUACCCAGCCUGGUGUGCUGAUCUCUUCGGCUGGCCGUGGCUGCAAACAGGGAGAACCGGGAACUUGAGCAACUAAAACAGGCACGGUGCCAGCAAAUGAUCUGUUAGGUGCUGUGUCAGUUUUGUAGACGGAGGGGAAAAAAGCGAUAUUUCUCCGGAGGAACUCUCCCAAGUGUUGGAAACUUUCCAGCGCAGCAUCGAUCGAGGACAUCCCGCCCACUUUACCUCUGAUCCACAAUCCUGGAAGGGGGAGAGAGAGUUCUGCACCCGCUGCGGUGGAUGGAGCAACAAAGGCUAGAUGGUUAAACUAGAAGAGCUGCUUUGACAAGAACGCAACUGUCCUUGAUCUCCUCGUCUGUUGUUCCCUAAAAGACUCCAUCAUCACGGCAAAUCUGCAGCCGCCUGGAUCUCAUUUUGGAGAUCCUUCCAGGUUCUACUUAGUGCAAACUCUCCGCCAGCCAGGGAAUCGCCGCAGACGUGAAAUUGAUGCUUUGGUACGGAAGAGCGCACCACAGAUCCUUUAGUUUUGCCAAAGUGUCCUACUGCUCAUUGAGGGAGAUAGACUAGUUCGGGCCGAAGUGGGAUUUGCAGAAGUUACAUGCUUGGUCUUUGUCUUCUCGAGUGAGCACUAUUCGUCCACACUCACGUUAUCGCACGAGAUUCCGGAUAGUUGAGGAGCCAUGGCGAUGUGUGUGGGGAUGUGGAUACUCCUGUUAGCACUGCAUGUCCAAGCUGGCAACGGACAGAUGGUACAGAUGGACUCCAGUAAGUCUGGCUUUGUGGGUUCACAAGUGGAGCUGCGCUGCAUUUUCAUCAACAGUAACCCGCCAGUCAAGAUCUCUCAAGUCACCUGGCAGAAGCUCCUCAACGGCACCAAACAGAAUGUGGCCAUUGCCAACCCAGCACUCGGUGUGUCUGUUCUCCCACCCUUCAAAGAGCGGGUCACCUUCAAGCAGGCAGCGGUUCGUCAUCGUACACCCUCGCUGGAGGACACCACCAUCAUGUUCUCCAACCUGCAGCUGUCUGAUGAAGCUGCUUACAUCUGCGAGUAUACUACAUUUCCUGCAGGCAACCGGGAGAACAUGGUCAACCUGACUGUAUUUGCUCGGCCCAUGACACGUAUGACUUUGACAACGCCCACGAUUGUGGCCAGGGCUCAGAAACGCAAGAUGACUGUUGCCACUUGUGUGUCAGCCAAUGGGAAGCCACCAAGUGUGAUCAAAUGGGACACCAGGUUGAAAGGCGAAGCCACUUUCCAGGAGACUCGCAACCAAAAUGGGACUGUGACUGUACGGAGCAACUAUGUGGUGAUACCGAGCCGCGAGACCCACAGACAGAAGCUUACGUGUAUUGUGACGUACCAAAGUGAAAAGAUCGCAGACAGCGUGGUGCUGAAUGUGCAGUAUGAACCUGAGGUGAAGAUCGAGGGCUUUGAUGGAAACUGGUACCUGAACCGUCAGAAUGUUCAGCUGACCUGCAGGGCUGAUGCUAACCCCCCUGUCACGAUCUACCAGUGGAAACUCUUGAAUGGCUCCCUGCCCAGUAAUGUGGAGAUCAAGAACAACACCCUGUUCUUUAAGGGGCCGGUGACCUACGACCUGGCCGGUACGUACGUCUGUGACGCUACCAACGGUAUCGGGACUCGCACUGGCACCGUGGACGUCAACAUCACAGAAUUCCCUAACAACCCGACAACUGGGGGCCAUGAGAUCCCGCAGGAGCAGCACAAUGCAGGUGCCGCCAUCGGGGGCGCUGUGGGGGGAGUCGCCUUGUUGGGCGUGGCGGCUAUACUGCUCUUCAUAUUCCUGCGCCGCCGCCAGCGCACCUUCAAAGGAGACUACAGCACCAAGAAACACGUGUUUGGAAACGGGUACAGUAAGGCGGGCGGCCUGCCCACCCACCCUCCUAUCCCCAAGAACCUGCAGUACCCAGACGACUCAGACGAUGAGAAGAAAACUGCCCAGAUCGGCAGCACCGGAGGGUUUGAAGCGAGCGAGCGUGAUUUUGACACCGAGCAAGAGGACCUGAAGAGGCCCUAUUUCACUGUGGAUGAAGGAGAGAGCCGGGACUAUGACGAGCGGACUCUGGCUUUCCAGUAUGACCCUGAACCUGAGAUAGCUGAUGAUAUGAUCUCUCAAACCGAUGGCUCUGUCAUUUCUAAGAAAGAGUGGUAUGUGUAGUGGCAUGCAACAACCAAAUCAAAUAACCCUUUGUCCCCCACCUGCAUUCCAUUGCACCUGCACCCUUCACCUCCAUCACGACCCUGCCCUCCCAUUUGUCAAACUGCACCCUUCACAGUCUUGUUCCAAUUUUGGUCAACCUAGUACUCCCUUCCCUCUGACUCCCCCCCACAUCAAACCCCAUCCAACUAAUCUCAAUUAGAAAAUCAAAUGUCUAUUUAAAGUGCUACCAACAUCAACUUCUCAACAUGACAGCAAUGAAUCAGUUCCAUCAGGUGAAUGGGCAAAGAAUACAAACUAAGGUAUGUAAAUGGACUCGUUGUCACUGACCUACGAGGCCAGGGAGGUGAUUGGUUGAUUAAUACUGGUGUAAUAUUCUUUUUCUGUAUUUUUUCAUGUUAUAAAUGUAUUAAAUGUAUAAAAAGAGACUGCAGGUUGAGGUUUUGCUGAGCACAUUUGUGAAAGUCCUACACUGGAUGUACAAUUUGACUUUUUUCCAUUACCAUUGCCGUUUUGUUAUUUUUAUAAUUUUUGUAUGAUUUUUAAGUGACCAGAGAAUUGAGAGUUAAUUGUCUGACAUAGUAACAGGUGGAGUUCUAAGUGGGUUUUUUUUGUGGUCAAGUGUUUCGGAGAAAGAAAGAAAAAAAAAAAACGCCAUACAGCACCUGUAUCAUUUCUCCUGUUUCUCACAGGGGUUAGAGUCCAUGAAAUUACUAAUUUCUGCAUAUUUACAGCAUAAAAAGCAGAUAUGUUAUGCUGUUUUCCAAAGACAUGCUUAGUAUUCUUGACCCCCUGUGUUCAUAUGCUUGAUUUGUUUCUUUACUGAGAGGGAGUCAGCGUACUAAGCCAUGUGGACAUGGCAGUAACAGAUAAAUAUCGAGUGUCUUCAAUUUUUUUCUAAAAUUCAAUCCCGUUAAAUGAGUUCGCACAUCAGAGUUACCGGGGAGAGAAGGGCUGUAAUUGCGUCACAAGCAUUCUACAUUUCAGUGGUGCAUCACAAUCACGUCCAAAAGAGGUUUGGUGAGUCUCGGUGUCCACAGACACCUUUAAUAAUGCUCUGAAAUGUCAUGAUUGUCACUUGACUUGACCUGUGUACAUGAGAUCUCAAUCUUACCACUAAAAUGAAAUGUGUUUUUUGUGUUGAGUUAGCGUAAUUAUGUAUGGUUCUAACCAUUCUUUUAUCAAAUGGAUGUCAGAGAAAAGUGACUUUGUAAUUUCCUAAUAAUGACUGUCUCUCCUUAUAAUUGUGUGACUGUGUACCGAAGAAUUGGCUAAAGCCUCCCACUUACAGCAACACCAUUUGCUAUGAGGAGUCGUCCAUGGACACAAAGGACACGGAUAGGAGGAAAAAGUCAAGUGAUGCUUUUAUUUACUUCUACAGAGAAAACAUAUUAACAUGUAAAGGGAAUUGAAUAUGAUGGUGGCCAUGCUGGAGUAUAAUAAGUCACCUGCUGCUUUCAUGAUGUGUUUCUCUUUUUUUUUUCUUUCUAAAAUACAGCUGGGGGAUUCCCUUUGGGGGAUUUUAAAGGCAUAUAUGGUUGUCCUUUCCUUAAGGUUGGCAUCUGAAUCUGCCAAAAGAGAUACAAUGGCCCUGUCUUAAGGCAUUAUAUGUAUAUCUGGCUUUUUAAAUCACUGUUAAGUGCCAGUGGAUGCUAGCAUAGCAAAUGACUUGUUUUUCUCCUCAGCAAAAUGGAAUUUGCUUCAAACAAAAAAAAAAGUUCUUUGUGAAAUAUUUGGAUAAAAUAGAAGCAAAGGAGUAAAUUGGUGGUUAUAAACAACACAUCUGACUGGCUCUGAACAAUAUAAAUACAAUAUUAAGCCUUAUUUUAUGCAUGUUUUUUAUGUGGGAGUGGAUGUGCGUAUGUUGCUAUUUUUUCUAAAUUCCAGUGCGUUUGUCCUCAUUUGCAGCUCAAAAGACUACACUUUGUCAGUGUUGUCAGUAUUGACAGAGGUAUGAGUUUAUGGGCACACAGUACCCAGCACUAAUAUUGCAGUUAACACACAAAACAGUAUAUAAAUAUAUAUAUAAAUAAAGAAGAAAAAAAAAACAUCUCUUUGAGAGCCGAUCUCUCUGCCGGCUGGAGAUGUGAAUGUUUUACAGUUCAUGCUUGUCUACUGUAUGUUUUUAGAUGAGCAUGUUAAUCAUGAGCCUCAAUUUAUAUUGUAUUUUCGACACAAAUUAACAUUACAAAGUGGGAAAUAUCAUGUUCUUAUUAAAUGUCUGUUGAUUUCUGUUUAGUUCAGUUUCAUUUCCUACAGCCUUAUUUCUGUUUUUGUGCAGUGUAUCCACUACAGUUUGAGAAUGAUACAGGAGGUUUGCAAAACAAACGUUUCAGAGAGGGGAAACAAAUUGACAGUAGCGGGUCUGCUACUUUCAAAGUGAAAAAGCUAAUUACAAUUUUAUGGCCUUUCAUUUAUUGUUCACAUACAGAUGAACUGCUUUGUUGUAACUUGUCAAUUCCACGUAGUUUGCAUCAAAUAGAGUGUCAUGUUAUCUUUUAUUCUUGCAUUCAGUGCCUAUCAAAGCCAGGAAACAUGAGGAAGUCUGAACAGUUGCUGCUCCAUCAAUUAAGUUAUUCAUGCCGUGGAAUAACAUAAAACAUAUAUUGAAAUAUGACAUGGACUACAAAACUCUUCAAAUCAGACAAAUGAUGGUUCUUUACUUGCAGUGAAUUUUAGUUAGUAUAGUGGGGAUGUUAUUCCAUCUGAGCUCCAGCACAAAACUAAUAUUGCAUCUUGUACUUGAUCUUUAAAUCGAUUAAUCUCUUAAAAGCUGUAUUCAUUACCAUUUUAAAGUGUAAUGCUAAAUUGUGAUACAGCACUUUUUCCAGUCAAUACUGGAAUGUCCUAGAUGUCCUACAUAGAUCUAACUUUUCUAAGCACAACAAUUGAAACAUGGAUCUAGUGAAAGAGAUUUAAUUUGUAAAUUUAAAUUAUUAACAGAUGCAACUUUGGCCCAAAGCAAAGAUCAACUCUAUCCCCCUUUUAAAAAGCACAAGAUUAAAGUUUCAUUUCACUUUUUUUCUGCAUCCUUUAUGAAACCACUGCCACACUUGCUUCUGGGACAUGUUGGAGAAAGAAAAAUCCUUCAGAUUUGAGUCGACAUUCUGUAUACUGGUAGAUAUAAACAUUGUCUUCAUGUUGUUGGGGUGUUAUGAGUUUCUAUUUUGUAAUACUGACUGUAACUUCAUUCCAUCCUAAUCUACUUUUUGUAUUCAGUAUGUUCAACAUUCCACUGUAAAUACUGUACAUAAGGUUGAGAUUAUAGUCGGGAUUUAUUUAGGGACAACUGUGUAGGGGCCCUGUUCAUGUAAAAUAUACCUAUUUUGACUGCAAACAUAGAGACUCGAUGAUGAAUAGAUGAAGUUGACGCAUAGCUUAUUUCCAAAGUCCCACCUAAAAAUGCUCCUGCAGUUCAUUUUAAUAUGCCACUAGUGGCUUCACUGUCAUACAAAGGGGUGAUGCAUACAGUUUGUUGAUUUAAUGUUAUUGAAAGAAAAUCAAAAGAGAGAUAUUGUCUGUAUGCAGCCAUGUGAAUGUAUAUUUCUGAGGGUGUUACAAAUACGAAAAAAAAUCUUGUUCAAUUGUGAUGACCCAGUGAAGUAACUUGUAUUUGUUUUAAGCAUUAAAUGAGUUCAAUAGUCAA